AUGCAGGAGCGGAUUGCUUACUUUGACCCAGUACCUGUUCUGCACUUCUCAUGCAGUCCAGUUUGUGUCUUGAAACCUUCACCUUCAAAAGUUCUUGUCAAUGUAACCGAGGAAAGCUGUCGCGACAAGAUAGUCGAUAGUCUAAUAGUAAUAGGAGGAAAGGAAGCUGUUCUGAGUUCAUCAUCAGGAAAAGCGCGGAGGCUUCUGCAGUGGUGCUGCAGAGUCUCCAAGGAGGGGAAGCACUUGGCGUGGAUCAUGAUCUAUACGACCUUGGACACAUUCUACUUGAGCGAUGAGCAGCUUGCGGACUCCCCCUCUAGAAAGGACGGGAUUGACGAGAAGACAGAAACAGCGCUAAGGCUGUAUGGCUGUGAAUUGAUCCAAGAAGGAUGCAUCCUGUUGCGGCUGCCGCAGGCGGUGGCGGCUACCGGUCAGGUCGUCCUGCACAGGUUCUACUGCAAGAAGUCGCUUGCCAAGUUCAAUGUCAAGCGCGUGGCGGCCAGCUGCGUUUGGUUGGCGGCCAAGCUGGAGGAGGCGCUCUCCCCCAGGAGGACCAAGGACUUCCUCAACGUCUUCCACAGGAUAGAGCAGCGCAGGGAGGGGCGCCUGCCAGAGCACCUGGAUUACUAUAGCAAGAAGUACGACGAGGUGAAGAUGGACCUGAUCCGCACAGAGCGCCACAUUCUGAAGGAGAUGGGCUUCAUCUGCCACGUGGAGCACCCCCACAAGUUCAUCCUGCUCUACCUGCAGAACCUGGACGCGUCCCGAGAGCUCAUGCAGGAGGCGUGGAGCCUUGCCAACGACAGCCUCCGGACGACCCUGUGCGUCCGCUUCAAGUCCGAGACCGUUGCGUGCGGCGUGAUCUACGCGGCCGCGCGCCGCCUGCGGGUCCCGCUCCCCGAGAACCCCCCCUGGCUCGAGGCGUUUGCCGUCAAGCAGCAGAACGUCGACAAAGUCGUGCGCGCGUUGGCGCACCUGUUCCGGCAGCCGAAGCCGCAGUACAUCGAAGUCGGGAAGGAGAACCGGUCGUUUGUGCUGAGCAGCAGGGCUUGGAGUCCACCCCCGGCUAUUCAGGAACUGCGCGAGACCCUCAAGCCGGCGUCCGGCUCCGAAGGCUCCAUGGCCGGCGCCGCCAUCCUCCCCCCCCCUCCCGCCGACCCCCCGGGUCCCAGCAGCAGCUCCCGAGACGAAGCGCCCACCAGCGAGCGCCCCCCCGAAACGGUUCCGGGGGGCGACGCCACACAGGAAAAGGAGAAGCGGAGCCGAAGCCCUGAGGAGCGGUCAAAGCGCCCGGUAGAAGGCCCCGGGCGAGACCGAGAUAGGAGCAGAGACAGGGAGCGGCCCGGGGAUGUAGACCGGGGCCUAGCGAGGGUGAGGGAAAGCGAUCGGGACAGGGACCGGUCGCGAGAAGGGGGCCGGGAUAGUAGAGAUUCGCGCGAUCGGGGGAGUCGGGACCUGGCGGAUCGGCUCGGGGAGAGGGAGAGGCGGCCGGACAAGCACCGGCCACCUUCGGGCAGGGAUCGGGACGGACGGCCCUUGUACAUGCCUCGCGAGAAGGACAAGGGGCACCGGCAUCAUCCUUACGAGCGGCCGGGGUACAAGCGUUAAAGGAAAUUUCUUGCGCAUGCAUCAAAUCUAUGUCGUGAUCGAGGCUUGGGAGGAGGGACAGGCGGGGCUGUCUCUGGUCUUUUUGCAAAGCUUGCUCUAGAGUCUGGCAUUCGUGCUGGGAUCGAUCCCAAAAUGUUGACAAAAUGGACGUCCAGAGUAUGUCAUGAUUUGACGCAAAAGAUGGAAUGAGGAGCUCGGCAUGAUGCGGCCCCUUGUCAUAACGAGCUACCAUAAUCUGUCACGCGUAUAGGAACACACACGAUGGAUGUUACAGCCCUGUUGUCUGGAACAAAGAGGUCAGACAGUACCGU
This is a messenger RNA of Klebsormidium nitens, 1919 nucleotides long. The record is from the annotation of a GenBank genome assembly. Lineage: Eukaryota; Viridiplantae; Streptophyta; Klebsormidiophyceae; Klebsormidiales; Klebsormidiaceae.